Triticum dicoccoides is the source of this 294-nucleotide messenger RNA. RefSeq names its product DELLA protein RHT-1-like. Lineage: Eukaryota; Viridiplantae; Streptophyta; Magnoliopsida; Poales; Poaceae. The coding region runs from base 1 to 294 and encodes 97 amino acids. The transcript has a single exon. The record is from RefSeq and is a predicted model, not a curated record.
AUGGUCUUGUGUGCGUCCGACAUGGCGAACGUGGAGCAGAGGCUGGAGCAUCUCAAGAUGGCCAUGAGGAUGGGCGGCGUGGGCGCUGGCGCCGCCCCCGACAACAACUUCGGCACCCACCUCGCCACGAACACCGUGCACUACAACCCCACCAACCUCUCCCAUUGGGUCGAGAGCAUGCUCUCCCAUCUCAACGCGCCGCUACCGCCCCUCCCGCCCGCCCCGCAGCUCAACACCUCCACCUCCUCCACCGUCACGGGCGGCGGCUACUUCGAUCUCCCGCCCUCCAUUUGA